This is a messenger RNA of Mesorhabditis belari, 564 nucleotides long. The record is from the annotation of a GenBank genome assembly. NCBI's taxonomy places the organism in Eukaryota, Metazoa, Nematoda, Chromadorea, Rhabditida, Rhabditidae.
AUGUCUCUGAGUGCAAGAACGACGAAAAACCCAAUGAUUCGCCACAAAUCAACGGACAAAUCGGGCGGUGGGAAAAGCGGGGGAAUGAUUGAAGCGAUAAAGCUGAAACUUCACUCCGACCGUGACCACCAUUCAAAUGCCGCCCCUCAUUCUCCACUACUCAACUCGAAACUAGAAGGGUAUACAGAAGAAGAGCUAGCCGAGUAUCGACAAGUCUUCAAUAUGUUUGAUACAGAUCGUUCCGGAGCGAUCGGAUUGGACGAGCUCGAGGCAGCGAUGCGAAAUCUUGGAUUAGAGCAAACGAGAGAGGAAUUGGAUAGAAUUAUUGAUGAGGUUGAUCAACGCGGAAAUCACGAGAUCGACUUUGAUGAGUUCUGCGAUGUGAUGCGAAGACUUUAUAAUAGAAAAAACAACUGGAAUAGUGUGGUGAAGGAGUGCUUUGCGGUUUUUGAUCGGUCUGAAUCCGGAACAGUAUUAUUGUUGAUGAGAUCUUUAUGGAGGCUGACGUUGAUGGAAAUGGUCUACUCGAUUCCGAUGAAUUCACAUAUAUGUGCAAAAAUUAUA